Messenger RNA from Asparagus officinalis (garden asparagus), 417 nucleotides. RefSeq lists its product as uncharacterized. The transcript is spliced from 2 exons. Bases 1 to 417 code for a protein of 138 amino acids. NCBI's taxonomy places the organism in Eukaryota, Viridiplantae, Streptophyta, Magnoliopsida, Asparagales, Asparagaceae. The record is from RefSeq and is a predicted model, not a curated record.
AUGGAAGCUGAGGCGAACGAUCAGGUUAUCACUGAUUUUCUGAUGAUUGAUUUGCCGAGCUUUGAUGCAGUAUUUGGAAUGGAAUGGUUGGGGUCAUUCUUUGCCACCAUCGAUUGUCGCCAUAGAAGUGUGGUAUUUGAGAUACCGGAUCACCCGAUGUUUGAAUUUCUCAGUGGCAGUACAUCGGUUGGACCGGUAGAGUACAGAGCUAGACCAAAGAAGGCGAUAUUAACUGCCAUGCAGGUGGAACCUGAGAAGGCAAUUGUAGUUUGGGAAUUUGAGGAUGUGUUUCCUGAUGACAUUUACGGGUUGCUACCGGACCGAGCGAUUGAGUUUUCCAUAGAACUGAAGCCUGGAACUGCUCCGAUCUCCAAGACCCCUUAUCGUAUGCCUCCGGCUGAGUUGGCCGAGCUUUGA